This is a messenger RNA of Filobasidium floriforme, 2400 nucleotides long. Its product is annotated as fungal-specific transcription factor domain-containing protein. The record is from RefSeq and is a predicted model, not a curated record. Gene Ontology annotation, biological process: DNA-templated transcription; positive regulation of transcription from RNA polymerase II promoter by galactose. Gene Ontology annotation, cellular component: nucleus. Gene Ontology annotation, molecular function: RNA polymerase II cis-regulatory region sequence-specific DNA binding; DNA-binding transcription factor activity, RNA polymerase II-specific; zinc ion binding. The transcript has 10 exons. Lineage: Eukaryota; Fungi; Basidiomycota; Tremellomycetes; Filobasidiales; Filobasidiaceae. Bases 1 to 2400 code for a protein of 799 amino acids.
AUGAGUCCCGAACCCGAAAUUAGUACCGAAGAGCCGCCUGCUAAGAAGAGACGAACGAGACUUGCUGCGAGUUGUGAGAGAUGCCGGAUACGUAAAAUACGUUGCGAUACAAAAGAGCCCAAAUGUGUACCUUGCGAACGAGCGGAGGCUGAGUGCGACCGUACUAAACCGGCCAACCGGUCUCGUAGGACACGCUCAAGAUCGAGCUCGUCCUCUCGCGGCCAUGGAAGUCGAUCACCGGCACCCAAAUUAUACCCAGUCGGGGAUGGGACCUAUGCACCAUUGGACUUUAUUUUGGCACUCAGGCAGAAAAGGGAGACUACCACGGUGGAGGCACGAUCCAACUUGGUACCGUCUCCAUCUGACGCGAUCCUGAAUAACAGGGAAAACGGGUUGGGAGCUAUAGGUCGAGAGACUCUUCCUCCGGCUGUUGACGCAAGGCCACCCGACCGCCCUUUAGCGGCCACGACUACAGCCCAGUCUUCCGUUCUAGAUCCAUCGACAUCGACACUGAGAGCCAUUACGGACACGCGGUCCAGUUAUGAUCUGGACCCGUUCUUCACUCGUUUUGGCUCGGUCUCCUCAGCUCCUCUUCCAGAAUCAAACUCGUACCAGGAUCGCAGCGUCGGAUUCGCUUCUACCUCGAUGGGAGGUUCGCUUCAGUUACCUGCCAUCCGUGAAUCGUCGGACAACAUGUCCUAUUUUCGUCAUCCCACUCCAUCGUAUUAUCAAGACGACCAUGUGGAAUAUUCGCGUUCCAACGGAUUGAUGGAGAGAACCGGUAACGACGGAGAGAUGCCUGAGGGUCAACUGGGUCUGGAUGGCCUGUUUGACGUGGGACUCGGCUCGAACACGAUCGAUGCGCGAUCGCAGCAUCAAAGGAAUGAAAGCGGCACCGUCAAUAAGGCGAGGGGUCGGGAUGAUUAUCUAAUCCAUUCCGAAGAACACCGGAAGAAGUUCCUAGGAGCAUCUUCGUCGCAGGUCUUCGUGAAAUGGCUCGACGAAGAGAGCGGGGGAACCAACCCGUCACGUCAUCUCAAACAUGGCAUGUCAUCGGCUGAAGAGAUGAUGCUACCCGGACAGGUGGAAACAUGUCAUCAUCCACUACCGCCAGAACCUGCACUGGAGACUUAUAUCUCGACAUACUUCAAGACUUUUCACAUCCUCUAUCCUAUAAUUGAAGAGACGUGGUUGAGAACAAUAUUGCACCGGCCUAAAGGUCCGCAGUCCGCAGGGCAGGAUUUUGUCACCCCGGUUCUAUACCUUGUCAUUAGCUUGGGGGCGAGCAUGACACCGAGUACUCAUCAAUCUUCGGCCGUCGCCAGGACCUACUUCGAAUUGGCUUGGAAAACAUUGUCGGUGAUAUUGGGUCGGCCUUUUCGAUCCUCUGUACAGGCACUGCUCCUGUUGGCAAUCGCCAUGCGGACGCGAUCGAAGGACGGACUUGCGUGGCAGAUGAUUGGCUCAGCAAUCAGGAUCUCGCAAAGUCUCGGUCUGCAUCGGCUGAGCAACGGCCCGGAAGCCAGUCUGGACGCGCGUAUCUGGUUCACGACAAUCUCGCUCGAUGCCAUAGGUUCGAUCGAAUCUGGAAGACCCGUCUUGCUACGAAAGAGCGAUUAUACGACUUCUCUCGCGUCCUUCGAAGACCAUGGAUUCGUUUUGGGAUCGGUCCGUCAGCCUAUCAACAUCCUCAAGGCGCUGGCCGAGUUGUGUCAGGAGAUCGCUCAUAUCGCCCAGACUCUGUUUCCGACGAAUGCACCUGUGGGAUCAGAUUACGAAGUCGAGGUGUUGGAGAAUAUCGGACAGAGUCAUAUGCGUCUGGAAGCGUGGAAGAAAACGCUGCCGAUCGAGAUUCGCCCUGGGGGAGAACGUCCGGCACACGGGCCGUUCUUUCCAUUCGCCGCCAUGUUGCACAUGCAGUAUCAUCAGAUCGAAAGCAUCUGCACGCACUCGGCUCGCUCCGUUCUGACGACUCUCGAUGCUUGCACGCGUACAUCGCCUAAAAACUUGCACUAUUGGACUUUGCACUCGGUCGGGACCGCUAUAUUCGCUUUGAGUUUGCAUACAUGUCGACACUCAGCAACCUGGCAAGCGAGAGCGGAUCUCGAACUUCUGUCGCAAGCCAGUUCAUACGUCGCCAAGAGCUUUCUUGAGCAUGGGCUUCCUCCACAAUUCGUUGACCUCUACGAAGCGGUCAACGAGAUGGUCCGAUCAAGGGUGGCAAAUCCGGGCCCACAAACACAAACCUCUGACCCGCAAUACGACGAAGGAAAUCAGUACACUCAGUCUCAGAAUCAACCUGACCUCGCGAUUGACCAAGCGGUCGCCAAUAUCGACGAGAUCUGGGCGACGCUCUUCGGUCUCAGCGGAUCCGCCGAUGGUCACGUGGGACUGGUCUGA